AUGAGAAAUCUGACCUGUCUGGGUUUUGUAGUGACCGAAGAUAGGAGGGCUGCCGAGGCGAAGAGGAUGAACGAGUCCUCCAAACGACGCCUGAUGCUCGGCAUCCAGGGCAAGAAGAAAAAGGGCCGGCAGUCGGAAACGGUACCCGUGUCAUCGGAGGGAGUCGACCUUGUGGACCUAACCCUCAACGAGCGUCGUCAUCAAAUGAACGUUGAAUCAGCGCAUGCCGAGGCAACGGCGGCCAGUCCGUCUCCCAGCCGAGGUGUGCCUACCGAGGGUACCUCCUCCAAAGCUGCUGGUAAAAGGCCAUUAACAGUCGAUCAAGAGGCCGAUCCCGCUCCAAAGCGCGGGCGACAGGCCGAGCUUGCUCAGGCCAUCUUCGUUUCUGAGGACGACGAGGUGCCUGCCGAAGCCGUCACUCUGGCCUGUCCUUCGAAAAUAGUCCAGUUUGUGAACUAUAUGAUCCUCGGUUCACAAAUGGAGCUGUCCGAGAUCGAGGACCUGCUAAAGAAGCCCCUUCGGGAGGAGGCUGGCCGUGCCUUCCGUCUUCAAGCUUCGGUAAGCGCUAAGCAUUCUCCGCCUUUCGUACCGUUCGUUCCUACCCUUGUCUUGACAUUUUCCUUUGCUCUUCAGGCUUCAAUGGACAUGUGGCUGUGCGUCAAGCGAGCCAUCAACGCCGCCGAAAAGGCGAAGAAGGCUUAUGAAGACGACAGGGCUAGGGUUGCCGAGGCUGGCAAGGCUAUCCAAGCUCAUUCAAACUUGGCGAAGGACUUGCAGGCUGCCGAACGGUAG
Messenger RNA from Prunus armeniaca (apricot), 792 nucleotides. NCBI's taxonomy places the organism in Eukaryota, Viridiplantae, Streptophyta, Magnoliopsida, Rosales, Rosaceae. The record is from the annotation of a GenBank genome assembly.